AUGGACGAGGAGCGGGCUCACACAUAUUCGGAUCUUAAAGACGCUUUGCUCACAAAGUUUGACAUAUCCCCGGAGACUUACAGACAGAAGUUCCGGACGGUGACAAUUCCUGCUGGAGAGAACCCUGCGGAGACGUACCACCGCCUCAAGGGGCUCUACCGCCGAUGGAUCCCGGAGCGGCACACAAAGGAGCAGAUCGGAGAGCAGAUCCUCCUGGAGCAGCUUCUGCGUGUUUUCCCCGCAGAUAUCCGCACCUGGGUGAAGGCGCACGAGCCGACAGAGGGCCUAGCGGCGGCUAAGCUAGCACAGCAGUACCUCAACGCUCGGAGAGGAGGUCCAGCGCCUUACCAAGGUGGUCCCGGACGUCAGACUCCAGCACGGACCAGCUCUGCCAGAGCCCACACACAGCAGUCUGGAGACUCCAACCAUGCAACCAGCCAGCGCGGAUCUGGUAAGGACUUUCCGGUGCUGCGGAGCCCCGACUUCGAACACCGGUUCCUGGUCCAGACUGACGCUUCUGCCGUGGGACUAGGAGCGGUCCUGGCUCAAGGGGACCCCGGAGAAGAACAUCCUGUACUGUAUCUGAGUCGGAAGCUGCUGCCGCGAGAGACCAGGUACUCUACCGUAGAGAAGGAGGGCCUGGCCAUCAAGUGGGCUCUGGAGAGCCUGCGGUACUACCUGCUGGGAAGGGAGUUUGACCUUGAGACGGACCACCGGGCGCUGACUUGGAUGAAUUCCAUGAAGGACCACAACAGUCGUCUCACCCGCUGGUACCUCUCCCUUCAGCCGUUCCUGUUCAAGAUCCGCCAUCGAGCUGGGAAGACCAACGUCGUGGCAGACUACCUGUCCAGGUUGCCGCACAUCGUCAACCUCGGGGAGGAGGGGAAUAAUGUGACGGAGCGCCAGUGA
Messenger RNA from Knipowitschia caucasica, 909 nucleotides. The record is from the annotation of a GenBank genome assembly. Lineage: Eukaryota; Metazoa; Chordata; Actinopteri; Gobiiformes; Gobiidae.